Molecule: messenger RNA, 1486 nt
Organism: Osmerus eperlanus (European smelt)
Lineage: Eukaryota; Metazoa; Chordata; Actinopteri; Osmeriformes; Osmeridae
Product: mitochondrial fission 1 protein-like
Exons: 5
Coding region: 56-556 (166 amino acids)
Biological process (GO): peroxisome fission; mitochondrial fission; mitochondrial fragmentation involved in apoptotic process
Cellular component (GO): peroxisomal membrane; mitochondrial outer membrane
Molecular function (GO): protein binding
Source: RefSeq, a predicted model, not a curated record
CGCUGAUACAAGAAGGUCAAGAAGAUGAUGAUGAGUCGUAGGAAGGAAAACGACCAUGUUUCCGGUUAUGACGCAAUAUAUUAUUACUGUAUCCGUAAACAUGGAGGCUGUUGUUGACGAAGUUGUAACGCCGGAGGAUCUUUCGAAAUUUGAAAAGAAGUAUAAAGCCGAGCUAGCCAAGGCGGAUGUGACCAAAGAUACAAAGUUCGAAUAUGCAUGGUGUCUGAUCCGGAGCAAGUCCUCCGGCGACAUCAAGAAGGGCAUAGUUCUUCUAGACGAGCUGAUACACAAAGGAACUAAGGAUGACCAGAGGGACUACUUGUUUUACCUGGCAAUUGGAAACUACAAACUAAAGGAGUAUGAGAGAGGACUGAAAUGCAUCCGGAUUCUACUGAAGAGUGAACCAGGAAACACUCAAGCUCUGGAUCUGGAGACUCUCAUUAAGAAGGCGAUGAGGAAGGAUGGUUUGGUUGGCAUGGCCAUUGUCGGAGGAAUUGGCCUUGGUGUUGCUGGAUUGGCUGGUCUCGUUGGUCUGGUUGUGUCGAAGAAGAUCUGAGAGAUGUAUCGAAGGACUGCCCCAUUCUGCAGCCUGCCGUCUACAAAGUCCAUAUUCAAAUGAAUACACUAUAACAAGUAACAAAAACUUUUUUUGUGUUUUUUUUCCAUGUUUAUCCUUCACAUAAAACUAACCAGAAGUGCGAUUACCCUGUAUAGAGGGCACAAGUGAAAAGUGGUGAUACGUGCUAAAAGUUUUGCCAGGCUUUUGCUUAAGCCAACAAUGUAUGAUGACUGACACAUGGUAGCAUUCUGUCAGGAGCUGCUAAGUUACUCACUGUCCUCACGUUUUCAUUGCCUGUUUUGGGAAGGGGAAAAAAAAGAACCGAUUUAGGUCAAUGGUCUCCCACCCUAUAAUAAUCCCUCCAACACUACAACAUUGUGCACAACUGAUUAUACUAAUUAUCUGGUUGACGUGUUUAAAUCAGGGUCAUGGGUGUAUCUAGCCCUAUUUUGGGGGGGCUGGAGCCCCCCCCCCAAAAAAAAAGUUUCAUUAGCCCCCCCAAAAAAGUAUUAUAAUAUUAUUAUUUUUUUUUUCAUAUUUUAAAUCAAAAUGUGUUAAUUUCUCUUCCUAAAACCCACUAGAGGACACUAUUUAAAACGAUAUUUUCCAAAAUGAUGACAGUAUUUUACAAUUCCAGAAUGAGUAAACCCUAAAUGGAACCAUUUCGACAGUGUUUAAAAAAUAUAAUGGCGUAGUGUAUAUACAUAGCCUGUAUACAUACACAUGUAUAAAAUGUGUUACUGUUUUGAGUUUAAAAUGAAACAAUAAUGGUCACUAAGUUAUUUCAUGUUUUAUAUUGUUUGCAUGUUUUUUUGUGACACCAUUUUCCUGGUUUAUGCUGCCAAAAAAAGUUUGAGUAUUAUAAAUAAGUAAUAUAUAAAUAAAAUGUAAUGUACUUGUAAUAAAGAAACUAUUAAUUCUUUGGAA